This is a messenger RNA of Micropterus dolomieu (smallmouth bass), 2658 nucleotides long. RefSeq names its product coenzyme Q8A, genome duplicate b (gene coq8ab). The transcript has 15 exons. NCBI's taxonomy places the organism in Eukaryota, Metazoa, Chordata, Actinopteri, Centrarchiformes, Centrarchidae. Gene Ontology annotation, biological process: ubiquinone biosynthetic process. Bases 383 to 2194 code for a protein of 603 amino acids. The record is from RefSeq and is a predicted model, not a curated record. Gene Ontology annotation, cellular component: extrinsic component of mitochondrial inner membrane. Gene Ontology annotation, molecular function: kinase activity.
ACGGACCGCCCUGAGCGGACACGUCACCGCCGUCACGCAGACUGGGAAGCGACUGACAGUUUGUCCGACCACUGCGGAGGUUUGUUGAUACCCGUAGCUCGCGGCUGAACUUUGCCUCAUUGGCCCGUGUUAGUUAAACUUCGCCUCGGUGGAUAUGUGCCAUGUCCUUCAACGUGUCGCCCGCUUCGCUGCCUUGCUGGAGUUGAGGUGUUUACAAGAAUCAGUGUAAAGUUACAUCAAGGUGAACUGCCGCUUGUGCUUUGCACGAUGCUCGCGGAGCUGAGAGGACUUCUGUUGUAAAGUUGCCUAAAAGCAACCUGUACCUGCAGAGACCGUUACCUUUACUCCUGGCCCUGUGGGUCUGAACAACAACACCACCACCAUGACAGGUGACAUGGUGGUCUGGAGGGGUCUGACCUGGGUGAAGCAGGCGGCCAGCAGAGCCCCACCCGGCGGCCUGCACGGCACCGGGAACCAGAGGCUGGUAAACUUCCAUCACGCCACCGGAUCAGCAAGGGGGACGUUUAACAGACAGCAAGAAGUCUGUGUCCACAGAGCCACAGCAGCACAGUUUCACAGACACUUGACAGCGGGGGCUUGCUUCAGUAACUGUUUCAUUGGACGUGUUAAUAACGGACAGGGGACCUGCAGUGGAAGACUGAGCGCUAAACGUCUAAAGUACCACAGGGACUGGUCACAACGACUGUUUUCUGGACAUACAAGGUUAUUUAACCAGGACAACUCCACAGUGGGGCGGCUGACAACAGAGGACAUUGAUAAAGCAAGAAACGCCAAGAAAACAGAAUUCAAGCAACAUAAGCAAGUGCUCAGUGAUAAAGCCAGAGAGAGGAAGGUUCCCGUCACACGAAUAGGAAGGCUGGUGAAUUUUGGAGGUUUGGCAGUUGGACUCGGCAUUGGGGCGAUCGCUGAAGUGGCCAAGAAGACUUUUAAACCCCAACAACAAGGUGGGAAAAAAAAAUCCAUACUGGACUCGAGUGCUUUCCUCUCUGAGGCCAACGCUGAAAGAAUUGUUCGGACGCUCUGCAAAGUCCGAGGUGCUGCUCUAAAACUUGGACAGAUGCUCAGUAUUCAAGAUGACGCCUUUAUUAACCCUCAGUUGGCCAAAAUCUUCGAGCGUGUUCGACAGAGUGCAGACUUCAUGCCCUCUAAACAGAUGAUGAAAGCCAUCUGCAGUGACCUCGGCCCAAACUGGAGAGACAAGCUUGAGUACUUUGAGGAAAAGCCGUUUGCAGCAGCAUCUAUCGGUCAGGUGCAUUUGGCGAGACUGAAGGACGGCAGAGAGGUAGCCAUGAAAAUUCAGUACCCUGGAGUUGCCAAAAGUAUCGACAGCGAUGUGAAUAAUAUCAUGACUGCUCUGAGUUUAAGCAACGCUCUGCCUGAAGGUCUGUUUCCUGAGCACCUCAUUGAGGUUAUGAGCCGUGAGCUGGCGCUGGAGUGUGAUUACAUAAGAGAGGCGAAAUGUGCCAAAAAGUUCCAAGAGCUGCUGAAAGAUCACCCGUUCUUCUAUGUUCCUGAUGUGAUUGACGAGCUGAGCAGCCCGCAUGUCCUCACUACAACGCUGGUGCCCGGUUUCCCUCUGGACCAGGCCACUGACCUCUCUCAGGAGCUCAGGAAUGAGAUUUGUGAGCAGAUCUUGAUAUUAUGCUUGAGAGAGCUUUUUGAGUUCAGAUACAUGCAGACUGAUCCAAAUUGGUCGAACUUCUUCUUUGAUCCACAAGCUCACAAGGUUGCACUGUUGGAUUUUGGAGCUACACGGGGAUUUGAUAAGAGUUUCACUGACACCUACAUUGAGAUUAUUAAUGCAGCUGCAAAUCGUAACAGAGAAGGUGUCCUGCAGAAAUCCAGAGAGAUGAGGUUCCUCACAGGAUACGAGUCAAAGGCUAUGGAGAACGCCCAUGUGGACGCAGUGAUGAUCCUCGGGGAGGCCUUCUCCUCUGAGGAGCCCUUUGACUUUGGAGCUCAGAGCACCACCGAGCGCAUCCACAGCCUCAUCCCUGUGAUGCUGAGGGAGCGACUCACACCGCCUCCUGAGGAGACGUACUCCCUCCACCGCAAGAUGGGCGGCUCUUUCCUCAUCUGCUCCAAACUCAAAGCCCAAAUACCCUGCAAGAACAUGUUCCAGGAUGCCUACAACAACUACUGGAAAGGGGGACGCCCCGAGGUGACAAACUGAAGCUGAAGAUGUUUUCAAAAAGGCUUGUUGAAACCAGGAUUUUCUUGCCAUGUUUGUGGUAUGUUGGACAAUUUAACUCACACAUUCUUACCUGUGAGAAUAUGUAUGUGCCGCCUGGGCCAGAUCAUGUCCAGAUGUUACAAAGUUUUGGGGGGGGUUCUGUGGCCUGCUCUUCUGACUCAAGUAAACUGAUAUGACAACAUAAAAAAUCUGAAUAGUGCCUAUUAAGAACAAGUUCAUAUCUGUGUGCUUCUUAUUGCGUCGCUCAUUUUGACUAUGACUCCCAUCCAGACUAAGAUGAACAAAGGAAUGUGUUAUGAUUAUUUGCACGUAUUGUUUGAAUGAAUUUGUUGUGCAACUGUACAACCUAGUAAUUAUGUGUCUUUAUGGUUUGAGGAACUGUAUUUCCGUCUGACCAGGAUUUGUCAGUUGAAAUAAAUUGACAAUGAUGUUGCAAAAACAAA